GAGCGAUAUUACUUUACUUCGUUUGGUGGGUUAUACAACCUUAACGAGCAUCCCUUGCCACAAGAAAAGGGGAUGUCCGUCGUCGGAUUUAUAUUAUCAAUUGUAUCUAUUAAAUUUCCAAGUGUAACAUAUUGUCCCAUCUUACCCAACAUUGUCGGCUUAUUGUUGUCGUGUUGCUCUGUUGACGAGUCACUUGCCAUCACUAUUAAAUUGGUCGAACGGUCGUUCCUCACACAUACAAUAUUACCACUAUCGCCACGCGACUACAUCAAAGCGGGAUGCGAAUUGAUCACACAACUACGGUACAUGUUCCCUAAGAAGAGUUCCUUCAUCGACGAAUUUGCUCCAAACAGCUUUUUGGACCACUACACAAAUUUUUUAACCACUCAUGUCCCAUACGGCGGAUUGCUCUGCAUUUUCGACCAAUUUUUAGUCUCUGGUAUCCGGAGCAUAACUCGGUAUAUCCUCGCUGCUUGCAAAGUGGCUUCGGAUAUUAUUAAUGCGUCGAAAACUUCGAAUGAGAUGCUUGGUGCUAUCAACUAUGUUUUAUUUGCGUACCCAGACCCUGCGAGUCUCAUGCAAAGCGGGUUACAUUUUGAACCGACUAAAUUUCAGUUAGGUGCUGUUUUCCAGAGUGGAGAGAGUUUUGCGCCACUUAAGAUGUGUGUUGACUGCGUGGUUGUCACUUAUAACAUUUUUGAGUUGAUUUGGCAACAUAUUCCAGUGCACAGAAGAACAAUGAGUCCAAAGCUCUUGUUUAAUUCCAAAAGAGAUGGCGUGUCAAUGUUACAUUUGUUUAGAUUACUGAAGAACGAACAACCCCUUGUCUUUGUCAUACAAACAAAAGAAAAGAUAGUGGGGAUGUUUUUAUCACAUAGCAUUGUGUUUGGAUCGAAACCCUACUUUGGCAAUGGGGAGGACUUUGUCUUUAAAAUUGAAGGAAAUAAUGUGAUGAGUACAUUCCAUUGGACUAAGAAGAACAACAUGUUCUGUUCUAUAGCAGAGCAAGCAAUUAUGAUGGGUGGAGGUAAUGAAGGACCUGCUAUAUUAUUAAAACCGGAUUUUACUGUUAGCUCCUAUGCGUCCGAAACAUUUGGAAACCCUUGUUUCUUCGAGAACAUCAAUUCAGAGGUUGUGGUGUUCGAAGUGUUUUGUUUGGAAUAA
This is a messenger RNA of Entamoeba invadens IP1, 1164 nucleotides long. RefSeq lists its product as hypothetical. The annotation marks the transcript as partial. The record is from RefSeq and is a predicted model, not a curated record. NCBI's taxonomy places the organism in Eukaryota, Evosea, Mastigamoebida, Endamoebidae. The transcript is spliced from 3 exons.